AUGCAAUGCAAACUGUGCAUCUGAAUGAAACCUAUGUAUUGCAUUUGUGGUGCAGGAGAAAUGUGCUAAGAAUAAAGUAAACCGAGCCCAAGUGCAGCUUCACCAAAGGACUGGAUCUAGGUCCUGUAUUGCUCAUCGAUACAACCUGAGGCCUAAGUACAACAACACAGAUCUAGAUCCUGUUGAUUUCUUUGGGGAAUGUAUGAAUAGUCCGCAACAUGGUCGUACUCUUCUUGCAAAUGAGAUAUAUGAACAUAUGGUUGCAGAGAAGGAAAGAGAACCAGAAGAAGGAGAAGCACAAAAGUCUCCCUCCAAGAUUGUUGCUGACAGUCUGAGCCAGAUCAGCCAUUCAUCCACCUUCCUUCCAAACAUUGGUGUCGCUCGAGUGUCGAAGACUGCCCGGUCUACAUCGACAACCGCAGAAGCACGACUGCAAGAUCACUUUGAGGCAACACUUCAAGCAGAAAGAGAGGAAGCUGCUAGGAAGCAGGAACAAUUGGAAGCACAACUUCUUGCUCUGCAGGCCUCACUUGAAGCCAACCAAGCAGCACUUGAAGAAAACCAAAAUUUGUUGUGCCAGACCCAAGAAGAAGUGAAGGGGAUGCAUACCAAGUUUGAAGAGACUAAUGCACUGCUGCGAGCUGUGAAACUUCAGAAAGAUUGAGGUAGGUCUGAAUGCAGUUUCUAUUGAUGAUGCCUUUGCCUAGGCUUUUGCUACCUUGCUAGAACACCAAACUUUCUCUGUUGUUGGAACUUUGUGCACUGUGUUGUCAGAACCUAUGUCGAACUUAUUUGCAUCUGUUUGUAUGUUUGAACCUGUGUGAUGGAACCAUUUGAACCUAUGUGAUGGAACUUGGAACUAGUGUGAUGUGUUUGAACCUGCAA
Messenger RNA from Setaria italica (foxtail millet), 885 nucleotides. RefSeq lists its product as uncharacterized. The transcript has 3 exons. The record is from RefSeq and is a predicted model, not a curated record. Bases 203 to 664 code for a protein of 153 amino acids. Lineage: Eukaryota; Viridiplantae; Streptophyta; Magnoliopsida; Poales; Poaceae.